AUUUAAACUUGUGUAUGGGAUGUGGACAUCAAGUACUUUUAGAAAGGUCACACAACUCACUGACGAUAUGGGUUUUUCAACGCCAUCGAAAUUUAAAGAAUUGCAACCUGUUUAUGACGAUGAUAUGAUUUUUUCAACACCACACCACCAUAAACACAAUAAUGACGGAAUUCAAUUUGAAGCAAUUUAA
This is a messenger RNA of Entrophospora candida, 190 nucleotides long. NCBI's taxonomy places the organism in Eukaryota, Fungi, Glomeromycota, Glomeromycetes, Entrophosporales, Entrophosporaceae. The record is from the annotation of a GenBank genome assembly.